UUGCCAGAUAAAUCUGGCCACCUGGCAACGCUGGUUAUUGAUGUUAGUUCUUGAUAUAAACGAACGAUUACCCGCGGCUUCUAAUCUUUUUUUGCUAAUCGUGAUAGAUAUUUAUUUUCUAUUUAAGAUCAUUCACCAUGGCUGAAGACGAGCAGAUUCCGAUAAUCCCGGUAAAAGAACCCCUGGAUUUGAUCCGACUCAGUUUGGACGAGAAGAUCUAUGUUAAGAUGAGGAACGAACGCGAACUUAGGGGUCGAUUGCACGCCUUCGACCAACAUUUGAAUAUGGUCCUUGGAGAUGCAGAAGAAACGGUAACUACCGUUGAAAUUGACGAGGAAACAUACGAAGAGGUCUAUAAGACAACAAAGAGAACCAUUCCAAUGUUGUUCGUUAGAGGAGAUGGUGUCAUUUUGGUUUCCCCACCGAUGCGGGUGGGUAGCUAAAGUAGAAAAUUCGGAUUUCUCAUAAUACACUUAUCGUAAUUUAUACAA
Malaya genurostris is the source of this 491-nucleotide messenger RNA. RefSeq names its product U6 snRNA-associated Sm-like protein LSm3 (gene LSm3). NCBI's taxonomy places the organism in Eukaryota, Metazoa, Arthropoda, Insecta, Diptera, Culicidae. Gene Ontology annotation, molecular function: RNA binding. The coding region runs from base 138 to 443 and encodes 101 amino acids. Gene Ontology annotation, biological process: P-body assembly; mRNA splicing, via spliceosome. The record is from RefSeq and is a predicted model, not a curated record. The transcript has 3 exons. Gene Ontology annotation, cellular component: P-body; U6 snRNP; U4/U6 x U5 tri-snRNP complex.